AACAUUCACUCUUGUAGCUGGAAAAUUCGUCUAGUUUGAAAUUUUCACUCAAAACGAAAGGAUGGUCUCAUGGAUUUUCUUUCUAUUAUUUAGUUUCUAUUUAAAAUCGGCACAAAGUUCACCUCAAUGGGAAUUAAAAUCGUGUGAACCAAAUUGUGCAUUACGAUUAGAACAAAUGGGAGUGCGAGUGAAAUUUCUUCAGGAUAAUUGCAAAUGUGAAAAUAGCAUUUGUCAGUGUUGCUUCCAAGGCAGUUUUCCACAAUCGAAUAUGACCCAGGAGUUUUGCAUGCAGAGUGCAUUCCGAGCUGAAUAUCUAGAACUUCAAGUUAAAGCAACUAUGAACGGAAACACAAUGGGACAGUUUAUGUUAUCGGGAAGAAAUCCUCCACCGCUGUGUUUUCCAGUUCCAUUUCCUAUUCCGAUUCCUCUGUCAAUGUGCAUAAGAGGUAUGGAUAUUUAUCCAAAGGAUAACAACAUGCAUUUGUGUGUUGACAUGCUGAUGAGAUUUUCCGGUUUUGAGUUUCUGACACUUCAUUUAAAUUGCAUGUGGAUUGGAUUGGGUGGUGUACAGUUUGUUAAUCAAAGAUAACUUAUUGUA
Episyrphus balteatus (marmalade hoverfly) is the source of this 598-nucleotide messenger RNA. RefSeq lists its product as uncharacterized. The record is from RefSeq and is a predicted model, not a curated record. NCBI's taxonomy places the organism in Eukaryota, Metazoa, Arthropoda, Insecta, Diptera, Syrphidae. The transcript has 2 exons. The coding region runs from base 62 to 589 and encodes 175 amino acids.